UACAAGUGUAGUAUCUGUGAAAAGACGUUUUCUAGACCCUAUAACCUACGAUCCCACCGAGCGACCCAUGCGGGGAUCAAGCCAUAUGAAUGUACAUACAAAAGUGAAACAGGAGAGCUUUGUAAUUGGAGAUUUGCACGACGUCAUGAUUUGGAACGACAUAUGAGUAGUCGACAUGCGUUUGACAAGCCAUUUAAAUGUAAAGGUUGUGGAGCCGAAUGUGGACGGAAUGAUUCUUUGAAACGGCAU
Lobosporangium transversale is the source of this 249-nucleotide messenger RNA. RefSeq lists its product as hypothetical. The annotation marks the transcript as partial. Lineage: Eukaryota; Fungi; Mortierellomycota; Mortierellomycetes; Mortierellales; Mortierellaceae. The record is from RefSeq and is a predicted model, not a curated record. The transcript has a single exon. Gene Ontology annotation, molecular function: DNA-binding transcription factor activity, RNA polymerase II-specific; RNA polymerase II cis-regulatory region sequence-specific DNA binding. Gene Ontology annotation, biological process: regulation of DNA-templated transcription.